AUGGAUUUACAAAUUAUGAUAGAUUACAAAGGUUUAAUUAAUUUGAAUGACUGGAUUAAAGGAUUCUUUAUAUUGAAUAAAUUCUGGUUGAUUUGGUUCAUCUACUAUUUUGUACAUAAUAUCAUAAAAAUUUUGGCUGGUGUUAGAUCAACUAUUCAAAAUAGAAAAAUUUCAAAGCUUUGGAUUAUUUCUAUUCAUCUGUUACCUAUAAUAAUUAUACUAUACUGGUUAUAUCAAUUAUUUUUUACUAUUAAUGAUUAUACUAAUACUCUAACUGGUCUUUUUAUAUCCAUACUAUUCUCUAAUUUAAUUGAAUUAUUCUAUACUGUGACGACAAAUAUGUCAUAUUUUAAUAAUGACAAUGUUAAUAUUGUCCUAGAAAUAAUUCCAAUUUUUUAUUCUUUACAUUAUUACAAUAGUUGCACUUCUAAGUUAAUGCCAUUUGGGUUGGAUUUGUUUUAUGUUUUAUUUAAUAGAUUAUUAAUUCAUUUUUUAGAAUUAUUUGAUAAAAGAAACUGGCAUCUAGCUAUUGAUUCAUCUAUAAAUAUAUUCAUUCUUUUCAUCUUUUUUUAUGAUAACGACUGUUUUGCCUCACAAUUGACAAAAAUCCGUCUCUUCCCUAAAAUAGCACCCGUACUGUAUUGCAUUGUAUCACAACUAUUAUAUUUUUUCCAUUUAUCAAACAAUGAUAAGGGUAAUGAUAUCUGGUCCCUAUUUAUUAACCAAUAUCAAAGUUAUGAAGAUAAAAGUUUCCAAGAAUUUGUUAUGAGUUUAGCUACUUCUCAUGCAACAAAUGGUUCAAUCAACCCAUGUAGCUGUGAUAUAUAUGGCAACCGGGUGUGUGGUGUCGUUGAUACCGGUUCUUAUAUGAUCAGUGGAUAUUUGAACCAAUAUAAAGUAUCGCCUCUAUGGAAGAAAUAUAAUACAGAUGAGAACACAAAUGAGAAUGGUAAUAGAAACACAGGUCUAUCAUCCCAUUAUAGUUUGGAAAAUGCAUAUCUUUCAUUGAUCAUAUUGGUGCAAUGGACACUUUUUAAUAUUGCCCAGAGAUUGAAACAAUUUAGACUACGUUUAUUAUUGUCUAAUUUAACAUCAUUAAUUCUAUCUAUUUGUAAAAAAAAUAGUAAUAAUAAGAGAAAUACUAAGUCUAUAUCAAAUAAAAGUGAGCCUAAGAAUGGGAAUAAAAAGAUCAAAGAUUUAAAUAAAUUAGUAACAGCCAAAAAUUAUAGUAAAUUUUUCUUGCGAACUAAAAAUGAUAAUAGUAAUGAUAAUCGCAGUUCGAAUCCACAAGAUUCAUUGUUUUUACUACCUGAUUUUGAUUCAUCCGAAGAUUAUUCACCAGAUAACUCAUAUAGUAACACUGAUAAAAAUGAUGAAUUGUAUGAUACAGAAAGUUGGGCACUAUCGCAAGAAGUCGAUAGCGAGGAAGCACUAACAUUGCAUGAUGAAUUAUGGCAGCUAUUGUUAUCGUUUAAAGAUAAUUCUAAUCCUCAAUAUUGUUAUAAGAACACUAAUGAGGAAUUACUGUGGCAGAUAUCCAUGUGGUCUCUACUAAGACAUCAACUGAUAGAAAAUAAAAGAUUGACUAGAUCUAUGUAUGCUAAAGAAUCGAGUAAAGAGUUAAUUUCUGAAAUCGUCUCAGAACAAAGAAUUCAGUUAGAUGAUAUUAUAUUAAAUGAUUUUGAAGAAAUAGGUAUGAUAAAUGAGACAAGUGAAAUGGACGAGAUAGAUGAUCCACUGGUUUGUCCAAUUUGUUGUUUGAAUCCAAGAAACGUUAUACUUUGGCCCUGCCAAUGUCUAACUGUAUGUGAUGAAUGUCGAUUAAAACUAGGGCAUAGAGCAAUCAAGAGUUGCAUGUCCUGUGAUAAACAUGUGCAAGGCUAUACAAGGGUAAACUUUGUUUAA
Molecule: messenger RNA, 1905 nt
Organism: Arxiozyma heterogenica
Lineage: Eukaryota; Fungi; Ascomycota; Saccharomycetes; Saccharomycetales; Saccharomycetaceae
Gene: ASI3
Product: putative ubiquitin-protein ligase ASI3
Exons: 1
Coding region: 1-1905 (634 amino acids)
Biological process (GO): ubiquitin-dependent protein catabolic process; protein ubiquitination
Molecular function (GO): ubiquitin protein ligase activity
Source: RefSeq, a predicted model, not a curated record